Pyrus x bretschneideri (Chinese white pear) is the source of this 2673-nucleotide messenger RNA. Its product is annotated as probably inactive leucine-rich repeat receptor-like protein kinase At5g48380. Gene Ontology annotation, biological process: protein phosphorylation. Gene Ontology annotation, molecular function: protein kinase activity; ATP binding; receptor serine/threonine kinase binding. The transcript is spliced from 3 exons. Lineage: Eukaryota; Viridiplantae; Streptophyta; Magnoliopsida; Rosales; Rosaceae. The coding region runs from base 501 to 2381 and encodes 626 amino acids. The record is from RefSeq and is a predicted model, not a curated record.
UUUCGUGGAAAAAGAAACCGAGAAAGGGCCGGUCAAGCACUCUCUCAUGGUCAGGAGUCUAUUGAGCCAAUAGCACUAAAUUGCAGUCCUCAAGUCGUCGCCAAGUUGGACAAAAAUGGCCGGCCUUCUUUGACCCGUCGGCCCUCUCUCUUUUCCUCUCUUUUCUUCUCCAAUCCCAUCCAAACGUUUUUUUCUGCAAAAAUCCAUCUCCAUUCACACACCUUUUUACAAUUUUCCCAGAAAAAUUAUUGGGUAAUUAUUUUUAUAUAAAUCGUAUGUUGCACUUAUUUUUUUGUUGACCGGGAAAGUCUUUGUCUUUGUGGAAAAAGAAGGAAGCUUUGCUGUGGAUUCAAGAACCCUUCUCCGGGAUCUUUGAUUCAUCAGUGUUUUCUGCAAGAGAAUUAUGUCAGGGCUUGGUGUUUGCUAAUGCUGGGGUUUUGUGGAAUUCAGUCUUCUUGAGCUCUGGUAAUAAUAAAAAAUAGCGAAUUUAGGCGAUUUUGAUGGCUUUUUCAAUGUAUAUGGUAUUGAAUGGACGAGAUCCUGGUAUUUUCGUUGGUGCUGUGGUCUGGUUAUUACUCAGUUGUAGUUUGAGCUCUGCCGUUGAGAGUGAUAUCAACUGCUUGAAAAGUCUAAAAGCAACACUUCAGGACCCUUUAGGUUACCUAAAAUCUUCAUGGGAUUUCAACAAUGACACAGAAGGUUUCAUCUGUAACUUUCUGGGAAUCGAGUGUUGGCACCCUCACGAGAGCAAAGUUUUAAAUAUCAAGCUUUCGGAUUUGGGACUCAAGGGCCCGUUUCCUCAUGGUAUAGCGAAUUGUACAAGCUUAACAGGAUUAGAUCUUUCGAGCAACAAGCUCAGUGGACCUCUUCCUGAAGAUAUCGGUAGAAUUAUUUCGUACAUUACAACUCUUGAUCUCUCUUCUAACAGCUUCUCAGGGCAAAUCCCAACAAAUAUUACCAAUUGUAGCUAUCUGAAUGUGCUUAAGCUUGACAGCAACCAGUUCACGGGUAACAUCCCUCUAGGCAUUGGCCAGCUCAGUAGGAUGAAAACAUUUAGCGUGGCAAACAAUCAGCUUUCUGGCCAAGUCCCAGACUUCGGUUCCAAUCCUGGAAUUACAGCAGAAAGUUACGCAAACAAUGUUGGACUUUGUGGGAAGCUUCUGAAUCCGUGCCGGGGAGCUCAAAAGAAGUCUAACAGCGUAGUUAUUGUGGCAGCUGGUGUUGGCGGUGCAACGUUUGCAGGACUAGUUGUGAUUAUUGCCUUGGUCUUCUUUAUGCGUAGAGUGUCUGCAAAGAAGAAGGAAGAGGACCCUGAAGGAAACAAGUGGGCUAAGAGUUUGAAGAAAACGAAAGCCGUCAAGGUUUCCAUGUUUGAGAAGUCGCUUUCUAAGAUGAAGCUGAGUGAUCUCAUGAGGGCCAGCAACAGUUUCUGCAAGGACAAUAUCAUUGGGACAGGAAGAACUGGAACAAUGUACAAAGCAGUGCUCGAUGACGGCACUCCACUUAUGGUCAAGAGGUUGCAGGAAUCUCAACACUCUGAGAAAGAGUUUCUGUCUGAGAUGGCUACUUUGGGAAAUAUAGGGCACCGUAACUUGGUUCCUCUUUUAGGUUUUUGCACGGCAAAGAGGGAAAGGCUUUUGGUCUAUAGGUACAUGCCUAAUGGUACCCUCCACGAUCAGCUACAUCCUGCAGAUGCUGAAGGUGCAAAGAUCAUGGACUGGCCAACUAGGCUUAAAAUUGGGAUAGGGGCAGCUAGAGGAUUAGCGUGGCUCCACCAUAACUGCAAUCCUCGAAUUAUCCACCGAAACAUAAGCUCCAAAUGCAUCUUAUUGGAUGCAGAUUUUGAGCCCAGAAUAUCUGAAUUUGGGCUAGCUAGGCUCAUGAAUCCAAUUGAUACACAUUUGAGUACUUUUGUGAAUGGGGAGUUUGGUGAUCUGGGAUAUGUUGCUCCCGAGUAUGCACGAACUCUAGUGGCCACUCCAAAGGGAGAUGUUUACAGUUUCGGAACUGUACUCCUUGAGUUGGUGACUGGUGAGAGGGCUACCCACAUUUCUAAAGCCCCUGAAGACUUCAAAGGAAAUUUGGUGGAAUGGAUUAUGCAACUGUCAAGUAAAUCUCAACUCCUGGAUGCGCUAGACAAAUCUUUGGUCGGGAAGGGUGUGAAUGAUGAGCUUUUCCAGUUUCUUAAAGUUGCGUGCAACUGUGUAGGGCCUAUUGCCAAGGAGAGGCCUACAAUGUUUGAAGUAUACCAGCUUCUAAGGGCCAUAGGGGAGAAAUAUCACUUCACAGUCGAAGAUGAGAUGAUGAUGCCAACAGACAAUGGCGAUGGUGAUGCUUCAGGUGAACUUAUUGUUGCUCGAGGGAUGGUUGAGAUGACCUGAAAAAAGGUAAGAGUUUAUUAGUAUAUGGUCAGUACCCUUCUGUAAUUAUCUGUUUUUGUGUACUGUAAUAAGCAUUAUUUAUACAUAUAUGAUUUACGCUUUAGUUAACAUUUGGAACUGCUUUUUUCGACAUACAAAUGUAAAAUCAUCAUGUUAGAAUCUUUUCAUGUGUAAUGUGAGUCCCUUAUAACCCAACUUGGUUAGUAAAUUUGUGGGGUAUUUGUGUAGUUGCAUUUGUAUUAAAUGUAUUAUUUCCGAUAGGAGGAAGAUGACGCCGAGAUUCUGUUCUUCA